Symsagittifera roscoffensis is the source of this 834-nucleotide messenger RNA. RefSeq lists its product as uncharacterized. Bases 1 to 834 code for a protein of 277 amino acids. The record is from RefSeq and is a predicted model, not a curated record. Lineage: Eukaryota; Metazoa; Xenacoelomorpha; Acoela; Convolutidae. The transcript has a single exon.
AUGCCUCUGAAGCCAGCCCCCACUCUCGGCGUGAUCAGACUGGACUACGACUACCCUCCAGCAUGUGGAGACAUUGACUGCCCUGAUACGUACGGUUACGAUGUCUACUACAAAGUAGUUCCAGGACUCACUUUCGAAAUGGCCCAGUCCGGAAAAAUGACUCCACAAGUCCAGUCUAGAUUCAUCGAGUCUGUCAACUGGCUCAUCAAUACCAAGAAGGUCAACGUCAUCACUGGAGACUGUGGAUUCAUGGUGUACUUCCAAGAGACCGCUUUGAGUAUCCAUAAACAGCAACCAGUGUGUAUGGUUAUGAGUUCUUUGCUGCAACUGAAGUCCAUACAAGCCACCCUCUCACCCAGUGACGAAAUCAUUGUCAUGACUGCAAACGGCUUCGCUUUGGGACAAAUGGCGCCAGCUUUUGAGAAAGCAUGCGGAUUCUCAAUCGUGGACCCUCGAAUCAAGAUCUUAGGCUGUGAAAACAUUCCUGGAUUCGAAGCUGUCGCUCUAGGCGAGAAGGUAGACGUCGCCAAAGUGCAACCAGGAAUGGUGGACCUCGUGAACAAAACACUGAAAGCGAACCCCAAGGUCAAAGGUAUUCUGCUUGAGUGUACCGAGUUGCCCCCUUAUGCAAAUGCGAUCCGAGAAUGCUCGGGACUCCCAGUUUGGGAUGUGAUCUCCGCAUGUAAUUAUGUCGUCUCGUCGUUCCUGAACGAGCCGAGGUAUGGUAAGCAGGGAUGGCAAGCCGAUUGGGAUCAAGUGCAAGACGAGUACAAGUUCGGACAGAAUGUGAAAUCAUCCAACAAAGUAUACCUUGUGAACAAACCAGCAAAAUAA